UUCUGGGUUUGCUGGCACUGUUUAACAUUUUAGAGAACCAUGAAGUCACUGAAAUUCAUCCUCUGGACCCACAAUUGCCAAGAGAAACAGCCUUUCUAUCCUGCAUGAGGAAACGGUCAACAUGAAGAUUCCUGUUGGGUAUUGUAUGUUCAUCUUGGCAUUUCUUGUGAGCUGCACAGAACAGGCUAUGACGAAACCUUCAAGACUUUCUUCUCAAGGAACAGACUGCACACAGAUUAAGGCUCUCUCACCACAAGCAUCCAGUGGGGUUUAUGUUAUCCAGCCCUCCAAAUCCAAGGCUCCAUUUAAGGUGUUCUGUGAGAUGAGGACAGAUGGAGGCUGGACGGUCUUCCAGAGGCGGAGUGGAGGAGCACUUUCCUUCAACAGGAAAUGGACAGCAUACAAAAAGGGUUUUGGAAACUUGACACAUGACCACUGGCUCGGUCUGAAGAAGGUUUUCUCUCUGACCAAGAACAGGACCAAGAAGUGGACCAUGAGAGUGGACCUGUGGGACCACGACAGUUCCACGAGUUUCGCAGAGUACAGACACUUCAGACUGGGAAAUGCAAAAAAUGCUUUCAAACUGCAUGUUGGGAAAUACAACGGAAAUGCAGGUGAUGCUAUCCGUGGAGCCUACACAGGCAUCAACCAGAAUGGCUUCGGCUUCAGCACCAUCGACAACGACAAUGACGGCUGCAACCCUGAGUGCAUCUUCGGUGAUAUUGCUGAGAGGGAAUGUGCCUCUGCAGACGGUGGAGGUUGGUGGUACAGCCGCUGUGGCUCUGCCAGUCUGAACGGCGACUGGCAUCCUGCUGGGGACAACAUCGGCUGGGCGUCAGGCCUCCACUGGCACACCUGGAAAACUGUGCCUUAUUCCAUGAAGGCCACCAGAAUGAUGAUCAAGUCGGUGUGAGAGGAGUCAACCCACAGUUAACUCUGUUCUCAUUUUUUAUAUGAAAACCAUUUUGUUUCUAUGUUUGGAUACUGGUAAUAAUGUUUAUUUUACACUUCUUUGUGCCUUUAGAGAAGGAUUUUUCUUUAUUAUUUGCUCGUUAUUGAGGUAUUCCUUUUUAAAAAAAGAAUAAGGAUGAUGAUAAUGAAAUGACUUGCAGGUAUGCCUAAAAUAAUUGAAUUCUUACAGUUUAUUGUUACAUAAAUCAGCAAAAUAUCUGAAGGGUGAACAAACAUGGAAAACCAUGGAAGGCGCUUAACGCUGGAUGCUAGGGCUCUGUCAUAUGUUUUUAUUACUUUUCAUGUACUACAUCACUUUGCAAAGGAUUUUAUUGAAUAGUGUGCAUUGUUUGUAAUGGCUAAAUGAGUAUAAAUACAUCUUCACUCAA
This is a messenger RNA of Centropristis striata (black sea bass), 1340 nucleotides long. Its product is annotated as angiopoietin-related protein 5-like. NCBI's taxonomy places the organism in Eukaryota, Metazoa, Chordata, Actinopteri, Perciformes, Serranidae. The record is from RefSeq and is a predicted model, not a curated record. Bases 122 to 913 code for a protein of 263 amino acids. The transcript is spliced from 7 exons. Gene Ontology annotation, molecular function: receptor tyrosine kinase binding. Gene Ontology annotation, biological process: angiogenesis; Tie signaling pathway.